AUGCCGGACAACGCCUCUAAAGGUGCUCAAUCGGUGAAUAUGGCGGCUGGGGAUGGAUCGCGCUUCAGAGAUUCUGACGGUUAUACUGGUGAGAGGUUAGAUAAUGCCGAUGCUGGGUUUCUCUCGACCUCUGUACCGGAACGCUCGCCGGUCACCUCCGCCCAGAGCUUUACACCCAGAUCCCUCCUGGUUGGCCUCAUUAUCGGCGCCCUCAUCACAUUUUCGAACACAUACUUUGGACUGCAAACAGGAUGGAUUAGUACAAUGGCAAUGCCGUCGGCAUUGAUAGGAUUUUCGGUCUUCAAAGUGCUCUCCAAGCAUCUUUCUUAUCCGUUUACCCCCAUCGAGAAUGUCCUCAUUCAGACGGUGGCAGGGGCGGUUGGAACAAUGCCACUCGGCUGUGGCUUUGUUGGUGUUAUACCUGCCUUGGAGUUUCUUAUAAGGGACGGUGAAGACGGGCCCUCUGGCGACGGAGGCGUUGGAGAGGGUGGACCGCUGAAACUAAGUUUCUGGAAGCUGGUUAUCUGGAGUCUUGGGGUAUGCUUGUUCGGUGUUGUCUUUGCCGUUCCCUUGCGAAAAGAGGUCAUUGUUCGCGAGAAGCUCAAGUUCCCUAGCGGUACAGCAUCUGCGUUGAUGCUGAGAGUCCUUCAUGGAAGCGGACAGAGUGACGAGAAAGGAAAGGGCAGGCUGAGUGAUAAUAUGGGUGUGGGGAGAGAUGAAGAGGAGGAGGCGCCUAUUCUUUCUCGUGUAUCGGAGGAGAGCGGUAUCCUACUGAGGAAACCGACCUUGGAAGAGGAGAGCAGUGAUCAAAAGGAUUGGAGGUCGAAGAUGCGCCUCUUGGUUGGCGCGUUCGCAGUCUCUGGUAUUUAUACGUUGUUUUCAUACUUUGUCCCUCAAGUUCGUGAUAUUCCUAUUUUCGGACUUUCGUUAGCGCAAAAUUGGCUAUGGACUCUCAAUCCAUCACCAGCAUAUGUUGGGCAAGGAAUUAUCAUGGGACCUUCCACCUGUAUGCAUAUGCUCUUUGGUGCUGUUUUAGGUUGGGGUAUUUUGUCCCCAUUUGCCAAAGCCCGCGGUUGGGCUCCUGGUCCUGUGGAUAGCUGGGAUGAUGGAAGCAAGGCCUGGAUCGUAUGGGUUUCUCUGGCCAUUAUGCUCGCUGACUCGGUCGUUAGCCUCGGCUGGCUAGUGCUCAAACCAGCUGUAAAGAAUGCCCCCAAACUGAAGGCUAAGCUCGUCUCUAGUCGUCUUUGGCGUCGGGUUUCCCCGCAAGGCUCAGGAGAAUCUCAUCGCCAUGAUUAUAUCAGCUACUCGGCAUUGAGCCCUAUCUCCGAAGAAUCCUCCAUACCAAGCCAUCACCCUGCUUUGCUAGCAGGAAGGCGCGCUGAAGCUACUGAUGAGGAAGAUGCCCCUCCAUCUCAACUUAUCUCUACAAGAACAGUGAUCAUCUUGCUGCCUCUGACACUGAUAUUGAACGUUGUUUGCAUGCACUUCGUCUUUGGUGAUGUCAUGUCUCCAUUGCUCUCCAGCCUUGCAACGCUGCUGGCUGUUCUUCUAUCCAUAAUGGGUGUCCGUGCCCUCGGCGAGACGGACCUGAACCCAGUAUCUGGGAUUAGUAAACUAACGCAACUACUUUUCUCUCUCGCAACCCCCGCCUCCCACUUUUCCCGGCGCACUGCAUUAGUCACCAACCUUCUAGCUGGCGCAGUAUCCGAGUCCGGUGCCCUACAGGCCGGAGAUAUGAUGCAAGACUUGAAGACUGGCCACUUACUGGGUGCAAGCCCCAAAGCCCAGUUCUACGGCCAGAUGAUCGGCAGUCUAGUCGGCGCCGUGUUAUCAACAGCAGUAUACAAAAUGUACGUGAACGUCUACGAGGUCCCGGGUCCCAUGUUUCAGACCCCAACAGCAUACGUCUGGAUUUUCACAGCCCGCCUGGUCACGGGCCAAGGUCUCCCCCCGAUGGCAUGGGAAGCCGCCUCGAUAGCCGGAUUAGUUUUCGUGGUCAUCACUAUUCUGCGUAUGGUAGGUACGUCCAGCAUCGCCAACGGCGGUAAACGCGACGCAACAGCCUGGUGGCGAUCAUAUAUUCCAGGCGGUAUCGCCGUCGCCGUCGGUAUCUUCAACGUCCCCUCCUUUACCCUCGCUAGAGCCAUUGGCGGACUGAUCUCCUGGUGGUGGUCUCGAAAGCACGCCAAGGCUCAGGACCUUGAACCUCCCACUCAAUUAGCCAACGAGGGACAGCCCCAGGGCGCAGAUACCAGAAAUCCCGCGGCAGGACCCACGCCCGGACAAACUAUAAAAGACACUGAUGCGGCAUCCUCAACUGUCGUGGUUCUGGCGUCUGGUUUGAUCCUAGGAGAAGGUAUCAUUAGCAUCGUUAAUCUUCUUCUGGCAAGUGGAGGAGUUCCGCAUCUUUAG
Molecule: messenger RNA, 2412 nt
Organism: Aspergillus pseudotamarii
Lineage: Eukaryota; Fungi; Ascomycota; Eurotiomycetes; Eurotiales; Aspergillaceae
Product: OPT family oligopeptide transporter
Exons: 2
Coding region: 1-2412 (803 amino acids)
Cellular component (GO): fungal-type vacuole membrane
Molecular function (GO): oligopeptide transmembrane transporter activity
Source: RefSeq, a predicted model, not a curated record